Molecule: messenger RNA, 639 nt
Organism: Fusarium vanettenii 77-13-4
Lineage: Eukaryota; Fungi; Ascomycota; Sordariomycetes; Hypocreales; Nectriaceae
Exons: 3
Coding region: 1-639 (212 amino acids)
Source: RefSeq, a predicted model, not a curated record
AUGGUCAAGGAGUAUUUCCUCGCCCCAAACUUUUCUACGGGAGCGCCCCCGAAAGGGCCCAUCUAUCUUGGCUCCAUCUUGCGCAACAUUUCUGAGUUCGAGCCUCUCAAUCAGACAGUCUGCACAAUCCCUGAAACUCAACUCUACCCGGUCGACCAAAAGACUGGAUUUGAGGUCACCCUAAGCCAUCUUCGUUCGACCAAUUUGGGUCUCAGGGCCGGAGCCUUGGAACUGCUUGGCGUGGGUGCCAACGCUUCGAUCAAAUGGACUAGAGGCAGAGAUACUGUGCUCUCAUGCAAGCGCCUUGACACCCUCACUUUCAACCCGACCGAACCCUACAUGAUCGAGGCAAUGAAAGACCCGGACGUCUUAUCCUUCAUCAGAUCAGGCAGAUUCAGGCGCUCCGUCUACAUGGUGACUGGGCUCAAGGUUGCCAGCGGCGCGUCGUUCACAGAUAUGGUGAAGAAGAUGUGGAUAGACCGUCACGGAGAGGUCCAGUUCAAGGCCCAUAACAAACAUGCCGUGAUGCAGAGUGCAGCGUCUUCGAGCCAUGAACAAGGGUACACUCUUCACUGGGACGACGACCUCACGGUUGAGGAAAUCAACGACAUGUUUGACACGGGUGAGGAUGGCAUCUAA